AAAAGUUUCAUAGGCAAAGGCUGUGUCAAUUGGAGAUGUAAUUGUUUAUUAAUUUGCUUGCAAUUUAGUGGGAUUGUGCAAGGGAAAAGUCUCAAGAUGCUAGCUACGGAGUAUACAUUAGAGUUAUGCAACGUUUUUCACUCUGGACAAGUGGAGCCGGUUAGCUUUUUUCAGCGGUUGACAGGCGGAAUUAAAACUGGAGUCAUACUGAAAGAUGUUUCGUUCACGACCCACAGCGGGGAGGUCACUGCUAUCCUCGGAUCUAAAGGCAGUGGUAAGCGUGCCCUCUUGGACGUGAUAGCUCGCCGAGUGCCGUCCAAGGGUCACAUACUGCUGGAAGGAGUGCCUUUGGAGGAAGACCAGUUCAACAACACCUGCGCGCUGGUGCGCCACUCGACCAAACUGCUGCCGGGGCUCACGGUUCAGCAGACCCUGGCGCUAUCACUUACUAAGAUAUCAGGCUACUUGAAAUCAUCGAAAGUGAAACAAGUGAUGGCGGACUUGGCGUUGUCACAGGUUGCUAACAAGUGUGUCACAACGAUAACGAAGAGCGAAUAUAGGAGACUUGUUAUCGGAGUUCAGCUUAUCCGGGAUCCCAUCAUACUGCUUCUUGAUGAACCAACUUGGGAUCUGGACCCCCUGAGCACAUAUUUGAUAAUUUCUAUACUCUCCAACGCAGCAAAGAAAUAUGGUACUGCCAUCAUACUUACAAUGGAAAAGCCUAGAUCAGAUGUGUUUCCAUUCCUGGAUUGUGUUGUGUACCUCUGCCUCGGAGACGUGGUGUACGCGGGCCCUACCAGAAACCUCCUGGACUACUUCGGCAGCAUCGGGUUCCCGUGUCCCCAACUCGAGAAUCCGCUAAUGUAUUACUUAUGUCUAUCGACGGUGGACAGGCGGUCCAGAGAGAGGUUCAUCGAGUCCAACCACCAGAUAGCGGCGUUAGUAGAGAAGUUCAAGCUCGAAGGGCAGGGCUUGAUGCAGGGUCACGCAGGCGAGCAUAGCCGCAUCGUCAACCCCAACAAGGCAUACGGCAAGCCGGCCGGCGCGCACGUCAUCUGGAUGUUGUACGUGCGGAUGUUAGUGUCAAUUUUCAACUUGAAAAAGAACGGGCUGAAACAGAUGUUCAUGCGAUUAUUUUCACUGCCCAUCUAUUUCUUGAUAUUGUGGAUCUUUUACAACGAGGCGAAGGAUUACCAAAGGGCGUUCAUCACAAAGAGUGGAUUAAUAUUCAACGCUAUGGUCGGCACUUACUUUGUCAGCAUUAUGAACACGAUAUGUUUAUUCGGUCCGUACCGUAGCCGCUACUACCAGGAGUCGCAGGAGGGACUGUACAGCGGCGCCAGUCUGCUGCUCUCCUGGAACGUGGUCUCACUGGCUUUCUCCUUCAUCACUACCUUCGCGUCCGCCGCUAUUAUAUAUCCAAUCCUGGGUGACAUAACGGAAACCCUAGACUACGUAUACUUCGCGCUUGCCCUGUGGUCGUGCUACAUCUACGGGGAGCAGCAAGCCAUCGCCAUCAUGAUGGUCGUGAAGAACGGACUUGUUGCAGCCGUCGCUAAUAUUUACAUCACUUGCAUUUAUAUCAUGCUCGCUGGUGGCGUGCUAAGAUCCUACAAAGGCUUGGAGGACUGGCUGUACUACAUCACAUAUAUAACGCACACGCGGUACACCUCCAUAUUCCUGCACCAGAAAAUCUUCAAGCAACCUACCUUCAACAUUCUACCGUACAACGACCAAGAGAACUGCACCUCCAUUACCAGUCUCAUACAAACCUCCUCGAGUCUCAAUACCAAUUCUAAUUCCAACUGCAGAUACGCUAGCGGCAAAGCUUUCCUAACCGAACGAUUUACCUCCAAGAAUUUCGCAGGAGACAUUUACACCUCCGGAGAUUUCAACCUAGAGUUCAAUCUCGGAAUCUCUUUCGCGUUUUCUGUGGGUAUCAUGGUCUUAAACAAAUUCAUCUACUUAAUGCCGCUGCCAAGUUACAUAAAAGAUAAGUUUAGAGAAUGAUGGAUAAAAAAGAACUCAUGAAAUCUCAAAGGCGAAUGCUAACAGGAAUAUUAUUUAAAACGCUAGGUAUUAUAAUAAAUGAUUAAGGUCAGAUUAGGCGAAUAAGCGGCAUAAGUUUUAUUAUUAAAAAAAAACACAAAAUUAUAUAAUAAAGAUAAUGAUGAUAUCAACAAAUGUUUGGGUUUUCAUUUAAUAAAACCAAAACUUAUUGUGUACUUUUUAUUCAACAUUACAUCCAACACAUUUGCAAAAGUGCAAAGUUAAAAAGUUACAUAGCUUAUUUUUAAUUAUUUCGCCGAAAUGCGGCAACUGAUACCAUUUUUCAUUAAUUUGAGGCAGUUUUUAGAAACUGUUGCAUACUAUUCAAAACAAUAAAUAUAUGCUUCAUCAAGACCAAUGGAUAAUGGCUUUAACUAAGUCGCGAUAAUAGAAGGACACUAAGAUGCCUUCACUUUUAAUUAUCAAGGUGAAAGAGAGUGAGAGAGAAUAAAGCAAAUCUGGUCUUUAAGUAUCAACUAAAGUACGGCCAACGAGAAGCGAUACGAAGUGUAUACAAAUCAAAUUAAUAUAUUUGUAUCUUUAUUCAAAUUGGAUAUAUAGAACAACUCUAUUGAAUCGUCCAAAAAUAAUAUAUUUCCCUACCACUCGUUAUUGGAUUCACCUCAAUAUCCAAUGCAGGGGUUGGCAACAUUAUCAUUUUAAUAGGUAUUCUAAUAAAAUAUAGAAAACAAUACUCCAAAUUAUUAAAACAGAAAAUUUCAACAGUUCAUAAAACAAAAAAAAAUGUUAUUUUUACCGCGAGUAGUAUUGGAAAGACACAGAACAUAAUGAAAAUAAGUAAUUAAUUUUUACUGUAUAAUGAGCGCCCGAAUGUUGGCGAGACAUAACCGAACGAUACCUAAUGUAUAUGAGAUGAAAGAGACGGUUAUUACUAAUAACUGUAAUAACUUAUUAGACUGUCAGUCUCAUAGUCUCGUAAAGGUGAAUGAACUUUUGUAUCGCUUCUCGUUGACCGUACUUAUGCAUAUUUUCAGAUGACUACGACUUGGAUUGUAAUUUUAUUACAGGUAAUAAAUUAAGGUUAAUAAAUUAACAGAUUCAAUUCUACCAAAUUGCAAAUCGUAAACAGAGCGGUCCUUUAAACAAACAAUUUGUCAGAAAAACGAGCGGUCUUAUGUACAAACAAAUUUGUCGGAAAACCUUAAAAAAGUUACACACAUCUUGUAGUUCCUCUUUGUUUUGAAUAGUACGCAAUGUAUGUUUUUGGUAGUCGGUUUGUGUCGCCAUCUAUGUGAUUGUGAAAUCCUCGAUGACCUUAGGGUAAGUAUAGAUUACAGCGGAUUCGGAUUGGCCAUCUGUUUCAUUGAUUUCCGCGGCAAUGCACGAGGCUCCUUCGUCU
Chilo suppressalis (striped riceborer) is the source of this 3409-nucleotide messenger RNA. Lineage: Eukaryota; Metazoa; Arthropoda; Insecta; Lepidoptera; Crambidae. The record is from the annotation of a GenBank genome assembly.